Molecule: messenger RNA, 1206 nt
Organism: Solanum stenotomum
Lineage: Eukaryota; Viridiplantae; Streptophyta; Magnoliopsida; Solanales; Solanaceae
Exons: 1
Coding region: 1-1206 (401 amino acids)
Source: RefSeq, a predicted model, not a curated record
AUGUCAUUGCAGACUACAUAUCAAGACAAAGCUACACAGACGGAUCUAGACAAAGAUGAAAAAAUAUUCAAUGCUAUAGCAAUGCUUUGUACAAAGAUAGAUAAUAUGGACAAAGAGAUACAAAAAAUGAAAGGUCAGCAGCAUGACGGUAAACAUGCGGAGCUAAGUCGAUCGGAAGACUUAAAAAUUCCAGAGCUAGAAGGUGACGCUGGGAAACACCGAAAAACCCAAGCUAACAAUUUGUUACAUGCAGCUACAGGUAGCACAUCAUCUACAAAAGAGGAGAAAAGAUAUGUCAAUACAAAUAUGAACAAGAUAUUCGAAAAACCAUUUAUACCCAAAAAACAAAACCCCAUAUUUGUACCACCUCAAAUAAAUACCUAUAAGGAAAGUCUAAACCAGGACAAAAAGACCUAUAACCAUAUAACCAGAGCAUAUAUAGAAAAUAUCCACAAAAUACAAACCUUUUUAAAUAAAAACCCCAGAUCAAAAACUACCCAAAAUCCACAUGAAGACUAUAUUACUCAAGCUUUGCAAGGAUAUAAUAAACUAAUCGCUUUACCUAAGACAAAUGCAAACCUAAUAGCAACUUGCUAUAACUAUGGAUUAUUGAACACAGUAUAUACCCAAACUGGAGAUGAAAUAGCUACGAUACCAGAGUUACAUAAAGCAUUCAUGAACUACAAGAGAAUAACUAAAGGAACUUUGUUUUAUAUAAAGUUUUAUUCAGCACCAGCAGAAAUACUUUACGACGAGAUAAAACCAAUUAUACAAGUAAUAAAAAUUGGACUAACUAGAGAGAUGAUUAUACCGGAAAAAAUAGAGGAACAAGAGGAGAUACAAAAAGUAGAGAUACCAGCAUUUUAUGCAGGAAAAAGAAUUAUUGGAAUAGCUACUAUAUUAAAUGAAUUAACAUCCAAUUAUUUGAACAACAAUUCAAUAUGGAGUUACUAUUCACGAGAACAAACGAUGAUAUAUUCGAAUUGUCGAGAAUUUAGAGCAACAGAUAUGGAAGAACUCAGGCAAUGGGCAUUAAGUCUGUUAAAACCUGAGCAACAACCUACAACAAGAGCUAUAAGGAAGGACUUUGUCUCAUCGGAAAUAAUGACCAGAUACUGCAAAACUAUUGGCCAUAAAUAUCCGGAUCAUCAAUGUUCAAAAUGUCAAGGUGAAGAUAACGUGAUCCCAGACGUGCAGCUAGAAUAA